CUUACCCAAGUGACCAUCUCUUAAAUUAUUGCUGUUACGGAGUGUUUCUGAGAGUUCCAUAGCUUCCAGUGAUCCUACCGUCUCUGUUCAAGAGCCAAAAGGAUCCGAGCUAAUACCCCCCAACAGGAGAAGGGUGUAUGCACCUCUCCAGAAUACUCUUAAUCUUUAGUCCACUUCUUCCAUUCAUUCACGACUGUUGAUCACGUUUCUUUCUUGGCUGUGUUUUUUAGAUGCGGAUGUUAAAAGUCGAUGCUCUUUUCACCACCUUUGCGUCUCUCUAGAUUUUGUCCUUUGUGGUGCCUGACUGUCGUUGCUCAACGCUCCUACGUCUCGGAUCGGCGACAUGGCGCAUACCUUUGAUGUUGGCACACGGGCCUGGCAAACCGACCCAACGGAGGGAUGGAUUGCCUCGGAAGUGAUCGAGAAGACGGCGGAUGGGGAUAAGGUGAAGCUGGUGUUCUCUUUGGAGAAUGGAGAAACCAAAACGGUUGAGACGACAGAGGCGGAUCUACAGAUAAAUAAUAAUUCGAAACUUCCACCGCUGAUGAACCCUGCUAUGCUAGAAGCCAGCGAAGACUUAACAAAUUUAUCACAUUUGAAUGAGCCGGCUGUGCUACAGGCAAUCAAGUUACGUUACUAUCAGAAGGAAAUAUAUACUUAUAGUGGUAUCGUUCUUAUCGCGACCAACCCUUUUGCGCGUGUCGACUCCCUUUACGUACCACAGAUGGUUCAAGUCUAUGCUGGAAAGCAACGAGCCUCACAAGCACCGCAUCUCUUCGCUAUUGCCGAAGAGGCCUUUGCGGAUAUGCUGAGAGACUCAAGAAAUCAGACGAUCGUGGUAUCCGGUGAGUCCGGUGCUGGAAAGACUGUGAGUGCAAAAUACAUAAUGCGCUACUUUGCAACACGAGGAAGCCCGGAUAACCCCGGUACAUUCGCCACCGGAAGGGCAGAUUCCAUCAGCAAAACGGAAGAACAAAUUUUGGCGACGAAUCCCGUCAUGGAAGCAUUUGGUAACGCGAAAACGACCCGUAACGACAAUUCAUCACGAUUUGGAAAAUACAUCGAGAUCAUGUUUGAUUCAGAGACAAAUAUUAUUGGUGCAAAGAUUAGAACAUACCUUUUAGAGCGGUCGAGGCUGGUUUUCCAACCGUUGAAGGAGCGAAAUUAUCAUAUCUUUUACCAGCUUGUAGCCGGUGCUACAGAUUCCGAGCGGCAGGAUUUGAAUCUUUUGUCAAUUGAGGAGUUCGAUUACCUAAAUCAAGGAGGCACGCCGAUUAUCGAUGGAGUCGAUGAUAAGGCAGAAUUCGAGGCCACCAAGAAGUCACUCACCACGAUUGGCGUCUCCACGGAGACUCAGACCGAAAUAUUCCGCGUAUUGGCUGCACUGUUGCACCUCGGAAAUGUUAAAAUUACCGCUACGCGGACGGAUUCGUCUCUAUCGUCAUCCGAACCUUCCCUAGUGAACGCCUGCGAGAUGCUGGGAAUCAAUCCCGCUGGCUUCGCCAAGUGGAUCGUGAAGAAGCAAUUGACUACCAGAGGCGAGAAAAUUAUUUCCAAUCUCACCCAGCAGCAAGCUAUUGUCGUGCGAGAUUCAGUUGCCAAGUUCAUAUACUCCAGCUUGUUUGACUGGCUCGUUGACAUUAUCAACCGUAGCUUGGCAACAGAUGAAGUUUUAAAUCGUGUGGCGUCCUUUAUCGGUGUCUUGGAUAUUUAUGGGUUCGAGCACUUUGCGAAGAACUCCUUCGAGCAAUUCUGUAUCAAUUACGCGAACGAGAAACUCCAACAAGAAUUCAAUCAGCAUGUCUUCAAACUCGAACAGGAAGAAUAUGUGCGGGAGCAAAUUGAUUGGACAUUUAUUGACUUCUCUGACAACCAGCCAUGUAUCGACUUGAUCGAAGGGAAACUCGGAAUUUUGUCACUUUUGGACGAAGAAUCAAGGUUGCCAAUGGGAUCCGAUGAACAGUUUGUUACGAAACUGCAUCACAACUUUGCUGCGGACAAGCAGAAGUUCUAUAAGAAACCUCGAUUUGGGAAGUCUUCUUUCACAGUCUGCCACUAUGCCAUCGAUGUCACUUAUGAGUCCGAUGGGUUCAUUGAAAAGAACCGAGAUACCGUCCCUGACGAACAGAUGGAAAUCCUGAAGAACUCUUCGAACCAAUUUUUGAGAGAUGUUCUAGCCGCCGCCUCUGCUGUUCGCGAGAAAGAUUCUGCUUCCGUGUCCUCUCGAGCUGUUGCCGCUCCCGGAAGGAAAAUCGGUGUUGCAGUCAACCGGAAGCCUACCCUUGGAGGUAUAUUUAAGUCAUCAUUGAUUGAGCUGAUGAACACGAUAAACUCGACCGAUGUUCAUUAUAUCAGAUGUAUCAAACCAAAUGAGGGCAAGGAGUCUUGGAAGUUUGAAGGACCUAUGGUUCUUAGCCAACUUCGAGCUUGUGGUGUUCUCGAAACGGUUCGAAUCAGCUGCGCGGGCUAUCCAACCCGCUGGACAUAUGAAGAGUUUGCCCUUCGGUAUUAUAUGCUCUGCCAUUCAUCACAAUGGACGUCGGAAAUUCGAGAUAUGGGUCACGCUAUUCUACAGAAGGCUCUUGGCGAUGCUAGCCACCAAAAAGGAGACAAGUACCAGCUUGGUUUGACAAAGAUUUUCUUCCGCGCGGGUAUGCUUGCAUUCCUGGAAAAUCUACGCACAUCAAGGUUGAACGAAUGUGCCAUAAUGAUCCAGAAGAACUUGAAAUGCAAAUACUACCGCCGCAGGUAUCUUGAAGCGCGCGAAUCAAUUCUUACGACUCAGAGUUUGAUGAGAGGCUUUUUAGCCCGGAAAAGUGCCAAUGAGGCUCGUAAGAUCAAGGCAGCGACGACUAUUCAACGCGUUUGGAGAGGCCAAAAGGAGAGGAAGCGUUACCUUGCAAUUCGACAGAACGUUAUCCUUUUCGAGUCUCUUGCAAAAGGUUACCUGUGCAGAAGAAAUAUCAUGGAUACGAUUCUCGGCAAUGCUGCCAAAGUCAUUCAGCGAGCUUUCCGAACCUGGCGGCAACUUCGGGCCUGGAGACAGUAUCGUAAGAAGGUGGUUAUCGUGCAGAAUCUCUGGAGAGGCAAGACAGCCAGGCGAGAAUAUAGGAAACUGCGUGAAGAGGCCAGAGACCUUAAGCAGAUCUCCUAUAAAUUGGAGAACAAGGUUGUGGAGCUUACACAGGCCCUUGGUUCGCUGAAACAACAGAACAAAGCCUUGGUGUCCCAAGUCGAAAACUAUGAAGGCCAGCUCAAACAUUUGAGAGGGAAAAACAACUCCUUGGAGGCUCGUACUCGUGAACUCCAGGCCGAAGCUAACCAGGCCGGCAUAACCGCGGCACGCCUAGCAGCAAUGGAGGAAGAUAUGACAAAGCUACAGCAGAAUCACACUGAGGCUCUGUCCACGGUCAAGAAACUUCAAGAGGAGGAGCGCAUCGCUCGCGAGGCUCUUCGUGGCACCAACUUGGAACUUGACAAGUUGCGAGAAUCUAACACUGACCAUGAGAAUGAGAAGAUUUCUCUUCGCCAACAGAUCGCGGAUCUUCAAGACGAGCUUGAAUUCGCCAAGAGGGCAAUGCCGGUCAAUGGUGUUAACGGAGACGUCAAUGGAGCGGCCAAUCAGCCCGCGUUUUCUGGUCUUAUUAACUUGGUUUCCUCAAAGAAACCGAAGCCGAAAAGACGCAGCGCAGAAGCUGGGCGUACCGAUACUGACCGCUUCAGCGGUGCGUAUAAUCCUCGUCCAGUGUCCAUGGCGAUCCCCAGCAGUACAGCCCGCUCUCACCUCUCUGGGUCCACUUUCGCUCCAGGUCUUGACUCGAUUGAACUUGAGCUGGAGAAUCUGCUCUCUGAAGAAGAAGAGCUCAACGAAGAAGUCACCAUGGGACUUAUCCGUAACCUUAAAAUUCCUCUGCCGAAUUCCAACACUCCUCCCACCGAUAAGGAAGUCCUUUUCCCGGCAUAUCUCAUUAAUCUUGUCACCUCCGAGAUGUGGAAUAACGGUUUUGUGAAGGAAUCAGAGCGAUUCCUUGCGAACGUUAUGCAAGCAAUCCAGCAGGAAGUUAUGCAGCAUGAUACUGACGAGGCUAUCAAUCAAGGAGCAUUCUGGCUAUCCAACGUGCAUGAGAUGCUUUCGUUUGUGUUCUUGGCCGAAGAUUGGUAUGAAGCACAGAAGACAGACAAUUUUGAAUACGAUCGUCUUCUGGAAAUUGUGAAGCAUGACCUGGAAAGCUUGGAGUUCAACAUCUACCACACUUGGAUGAAGGUUCUGAAGAAAAAGCUCUACAAAAUGAUCGUUCCAGCCAUCAUCGAGUCCCAGUCCCUUCCUGGAUUUGUCACCAACGAGACCAAUCGAUUCCUCGGAAAACUCCUUCCAUCAAACAACAGCCCAGCCUACAGUAUGGAUAAUCUUCUCAGUCUUUUGAACAGUGUGUACAAGGCUAUGAAAGCAUACUAUCUGGAAGACAUGAUCAUCACCCAGACGGUUACCGAACUGCUUCGGCUGGUGGGCGUGACGGCGUUCAAUGACUUGCUUAUGAGGCGCAAUUUCUUGUCAUGGAAGCGUGGGCUCCAAAUUAACUAUAACAUCACAAGAAUAGAAGAAUGGUGCAAGAGUCACGAGAUGCCUGAGGGAACUCUCCAGCUUGAGCAUUUGAUGCAAGCAACAAAACUCCUUCAGCUUAAGAAAGCCACCCUGAAUGAUAUUGAAAUCAUUCAGGAUAUCUGCUGGAUGCUAUCACCAAAUCAGAUACAGAAGCUUCUAAACCAAUACUUAGUUGCAGAUUACGAGCAGCCGAUCAACGGGGAGAUAAUGAAAGCUGUUGCCUCUCGGGUAACCGAAAAGAGUGACGUGCUCCUGCUUACUGCCGUCGAUAUGGAAGAUAGCGGGCCUUACGAGAUUGCUGAACCGCGGGUAAUCACUGCUUUGGAAACAUACACGCCAUCAUGGCUCCAAACCCCGCGACUAAAGCGACUCGCUGAAAUAGUUUCUGCGCAGGCUAUGGCGCAGCAGGAGAAAUUAGAUAGUGCAGAAGUCGGGGAUCCAAUUGAACCGAUCCCUGAAGCAUGAUGACCUUUGAUUCAUUCACUGUUAUUAUUACCAUGACUUCUUUCUGGUUGCCGAUGUUUUCAUACAGCCCCAGCAUCUGCUUGUUCAUUUAUCCUUCUCACUUUCAUCUGCUGUAUGAUCACCAUUGUGAGCUUUUUGCUCUGGAGCUUUUUAGGACCUGGUUUGUCUUGUUGCUAGAACUGGAUAUUCUUUGCUAAUACGAUUUCCACCGAUACCGCCCAUUUACUAGACACCGGGCGUCUAUAUUUGGCUUGUUUAAUCUGGCCGUUUUUUAUGCCUUCAAUAUCUAGAAUUCUUUUCCCGGAAUUGCGGGCCAUAUAUUUGAAUGACACUAGAUUUUCUUUCUUUAUCUCUGCA
Coccidioides posadasii C735 delta SOWgp is the source of this 5425-nucleotide messenger RNA. RefSeq names its product Myosin type-2 heavy chain 1 (gene MYO2). Gene Ontology annotation, molecular function: microfilament motor activity; ATP binding; actin filament binding. The record is from RefSeq and is a predicted model, not a curated record. NCBI's taxonomy places the organism in Eukaryota, Fungi, Ascomycota, Eurotiomycetes, Onygenales, Onygenaceae. Gene Ontology annotation, biological process: actin filament organization; vesicle transport along actin filament. Gene Ontology annotation, cellular component: vesicle; myosin complex; actin cytoskeleton.